AUGACUGAACGUGUUGGUGUCGAGGUGACGGUGCUCCUCCUUCUCGUGCGUCGGUGGUGGUGUAGCUGUCUCGACACUCGAAUGAGUACAAAGUUCUCCACUGGUGAUGAUUCCGGUCUCCUUAUAUGUGGUUGUCGCCUAGACCGGGGCCUAGGCUGUGGUGGACGCUGCCGCCGUUGUCUACUGGUGGCACGUCGUCCGUACCCGGACACAUUUUCCCUUUGGUCCAUGAACACGCAUCAUCCGUUGUUGCACGAGAACGUCGUCGGUUUACCACACCCGUAUUAA
This is a messenger RNA of Cinara cedri, 288 nucleotides long. Lineage: Eukaryota; Metazoa; Arthropoda; Insecta; Hemiptera; Aphididae. The record is from the annotation of a GenBank genome assembly.